CGCGGUACAUGGUCGAAUUCUUUCGAUUUUUCGUUUCUUUUUGCUUAUUCCUAAAUAAUUCACAGGUUUAUUUUGUGAUAUAAUAGAGGAUUAUUCGUAUUUUUGCUAAAUUCAGUGAAAUGUGAACUGGAAGGGCUUACAUUUUAAAGUUGAUGCACGUUCACAAAGUCAUUGAAAGCCAAAAAAAACUUCACAGUGUUCUACACUGUGAAGUGAUAUUUAGUUAAAACUUAUAGUACCUACAUGAAAUUAUCAGUAAUAGUUUAUUUAACAAGUUGAGGUAGUGCUCCAAUUUUCAUAAAACACUUUAACAAGGAACUCUUACUGUAGCAGGAGAACCACAGACAGCAAAAUGUUACAUGCUGAUGACUUUAACUUGGCAGAGGUUGGAGCACUGACGGGCGAUUUUGAUGAAUAUUUCAUAAAUGGAGUGCCAAGAGUUUCAAUAUCCGACAUAGAAAUUGAUAAUUUUAGUGAGCCCAAGACUGAGCCUUACAGUUUUAUAAAUCCUGUUUCACCAACUGGUCCGCCUCACAGAGUUAAUUUUUCUGGAGAAUAUAAUUUCAAUUUAGAAAUAAAUGCAGUCCAUACACAAAAGAACAAAUAUCUGUACUCACACAAACUCCAUAGGAUCUAUGUAGUCAUGAAGGAGAAUUUCUCAGUAAAUUUCAACUGGAACACAACAAACAUACAACAACCAUUGUAUGUGCGGGCGACUGUUGUGUUCUCUGAUGCUGCUCAGGCCGAGAAACGAGUUGAGAGAUGCAGCCAACACUUCUAUGAACAAUCUAACUUGCAAGAAGCUCAAAUCACUUCAGAAGCGGAACGAAGGAAUGUUCUCCGAUCAGCUCGGGCUCCGGGCUCCCCGGGUGUUUUCUACUGUGGCAGUCCGCAGACGGUAGACUCGUGGUACUCAGUGCUUGUGGAGUUCCCAGCACCUUCCAGCCAUGCCUACACGUUUGUGUGCAAGAGCAGCUGCACUUCUGGCAUCAAUAGACGAGCCAUCAGCAUCAUAUUCACCUUGGAGGAUAUGGCCGGCAACGUGUUCGGUCGCGACAGCGUCGGCGUCCGCGUGUGCUCGUGCCCGCGGCGCGACAUGCGACGCGACGAGAAGGCCGAACCGACGGCGGGCAAGCGCCGGCUGACUCGCCCCCCGCGCCCGCCCUCGCCCGACACCCCGCCCGCUAAAGUCAUCAAGGUGGAGAAGAACCAUGAACAAAACAUCAAUUUGCAGGUUAGUCUCGUCGGGAAGAAAAUUGCAAUCUCAGGACUGAACGUCAUGUACGACAUGACAAAGCUGUUGAGAGACCAGAAACACGCGACUCAACAGCCCGUGGAAGAUUUGGAUAGAGCCCUAAGUGAUAUUCAACGAGAAAUUGACAGGUUGAAAAAUACUGCAUAGCACCACUCGCUCAAGUUAAACUUAAGAUUCUGCUAUUGAGAUUAUGUUGUUAUAAUAUUUUCUUUUGUUUUUAAGAUAUUGUGAUAAAUUCAAUGCAUAGAAUUUAGCCGCAUCGCGUCGUGCCUAUGCAAGAAGUUUACGACGAAAAAAACUGCUAUGAAAGUAA
Molecule: messenger RNA, 1568 nt
Organism: Aricia agestis (brown argus)
Lineage: Eukaryota; Metazoa; Arthropoda; Insecta; Lepidoptera; Lycaenidae
Gene: p53
Product: cellular tumor antigen p53
Exons: 8
Coding region: 353-1402 (349 amino acids)
Biological process (GO): apoptotic process; regulation of transcription by RNA polymerase II
Cellular component (GO): nucleus
Molecular function (GO): DNA-binding transcription factor activity, RNA polymerase II-specific; RNA polymerase II cis-regulatory region sequence-specific DNA binding
Source: RefSeq, a predicted model, not a curated record